AUGACCGAAUUCGUGAUCGAAGACAGAGAUCUUUCUAGCCUCCAGGGCAAAGUGGUUAUUGUCACUGGGGGAUCAUCGGGAAUCGGUCUCGCAACGGUGGCCACGCUUCUCUCGCAUGGUGCCUCUGUCGUCAAUGCCGACAUCAACCCGCCAGCCGAGCAACCGGGAAGCUCUUGCUCGUUCGUCAAGACCGACGUGACUGUUUGGGCCGAACAGGUUGCGCUAUUCAACAAGGCAAAGAAGACCCACGGCCGUAUCGACCACGUCUUUGCCAACGCUGGCGUGGGCCCCAGCGCCAACUACCUCUCGACGGAAGUUGACGAUAACGGAGAUCUAAUCGAGCCUACCCAUGCCCUCUUGGACGUUAGCUUGAAGGGGGUCAUGCACACUGCCACGCUCGCUAUAUAUCACAUGCGGCAGCAAGCGGGGGGCGGUAGUAUCGUCAUCAACGGUUCGACAACAGGUUUACAGCGCCUCCGUGCCGUGGACUACGCUACCGCAAAACAUGCCGUGCUUGGGUUCGGUCGAGGUCUCGUACCGCUUCUCGAAUCGGUCAAAAUACCGAUUCGCGUUAACAUCCUGGCUCCGACUUGGGCGGACAGUAACGUGCUCCCGGACUUGAAAGGCUUGAUGAAGAAGGUGGGCGUUGAAGUCCAGUCCGCGGAGGCUGUAGCGCGAGGCGCAGCCUUGCUGAUGGCUGAUAACUCGCGCAACGGGCAUGUGAUUCAUGUCCAGCUUGGAAAGUACAAGGAGAUUGACGAAUCUGUGCUUCUACCCGCGUUCGAGUCCAUCAGGGGGCCUGAUUACCCGAACGAAGACGAGGUUCUACGACGUAUCCAAAAUCUCCUGACUCCCAGCUAG
Molecule: messenger RNA, 861 nt
Organism: Colletotrichum graminicola M1.001
Lineage: Eukaryota; Fungi; Ascomycota; Sordariomycetes; Glomerellales; Glomerellaceae
Product: short chain dehydrogenase
Exons: 2
Coding region: 1-861 (286 amino acids)
Source: RefSeq, a predicted model, not a curated record